UUUACCUUAGUUCAGUAUCAACUAGUGCUGUGUGGUGCUUUGCCAACGGCUCUAAGGCUAACUGCUGGACAAAUGAGUUGCGCAAGGACGAUUACGCACGGUUACGUACAGUGAGUGGGUCAAAGAAGAAGAAGAAAAUGUCCUACACGUCGUGCAGUUUAUGUUAAAGGGAAGAAAAAUGUCUUGGAGCGGGACGCGGUGUUAGAUCAAGCCCGAAGGAGGCUACGGCUGCGCAGGGAAUGCUGUGGACACUCGCCGCUGGAUGCGUUGUUUUUCUGUAGGCCAUGGGGAGUCUACACCCAAAAUGAGCGCGAUUAUUUGGGGCUGAAGUGAAGGAGAGCACCAGAAGGACCUGUGUUUGCGUGUGCGUGCGUGAGUGAGAGUGUGUGUUGUGCUCGUGCGUGUGUCACAAUGAGUCUGGUCUCGGGAUUCCCGCACCACCCCGUGAUGCACCACCACGACAGCCACCACUACUCGCUGCACGCAGCGGCAGCGGCGGGACGCUGUCACGAGGACACUGGCCCUCCGUAUUUCACGAGCUGGCUGAUCAGCCACGCGGACAUGUCUCCGACCGAUUACAGCCUCGCGCCUGGCUACAGCCCCGAGUACCAUGGCAACAGCAGCGGGGGCUCCACGGGCGGCAUGGACCCUCACCAUCAUCAUCAUCACCACCACUACGGCCCCGGCGGCCUCGUGACCCCGGUGAACGGUGCUCCGGUCGGUAUGCACCACCACCAUCACGCGCACCCCCGUCCAGUGAAACGGAGACCAACGGCAAACAGGAAGGAGAGGCGGCGGACCCAGAGCAUCAACUCGGCCUUUGCGGAGCUCCGAGAGUGCAUUCCCAACGUGCCUGCAGACACUAAACUAUCCAAAAUCAAGACACUACGGCUGGCCACGAGCUACAUCUCCUACCUGAUGGACAUACUGGAUAAGGACGGCCAGCACGGAGACACGCAAGCGUUUAAAGCCGAGCUGAAGAAGACGGAGGCCCGCGAGGAGAGGAGGAAGAGGGAGGCGGUGGAGUUGCCAAAAACUACGUCCUCUUCUUCCUCCUCUUCCUCUGUGAGUGAUAAGAAGACGAAAGGUCGGACAGGAUGGCCUCAACACGUGUGGGCUCUGGAGCUCAAACAGUAGCAGGACCUUUACCCCCCGUGGGCCCUGUCCCAAACAUGUAUGUGCCAAGUCCAAAACAACAUCUGUGCCAACGGGAAGCUAAAGAGACAUACUUCGGACAACUGGAUAUGGCUAUGAUGAACUGUGGAAGCAGUCUCUCUCUCUCUCCCCCCUCUUGGACUGGGAACUGGACCCCUGCUUUAGCCCCGCCCUCUUCGCUCCACACUAUCCCACUAUAGGCUGUGCUCGAGUGACAUCACAACAUUGUAGUUUAAAAAUGAGCUGGAGGACAGGUCAGAAUUGGAUAUUAAAACGUGCUGUUUAACUGUGAGAUUACAGAUUUGUUGAGCUGGUUUAUGGUUAAUAUCUCUGUAAUUACUUUGUCUAUGCACACAAACUAAAAACUGUCAUCUUUGUCAGUAUAAAUUAUCCGUCCAUCCAUUCUCUUCCGCUUAUCCGGGGCCGGGUCGCGGGGGCAGCAGUCUAAGCACUGACUCCCAGACUUCCCUCACCCCAGACAUGUCCUCCAGCUCCUCCAGUGGGACCCCAAGGCGUUCCCAGUAUAAAUUAACAGAAGCAAAAUUCCUUUCUUCACAAAAGCCUCAGAAAGUGGUGCCAUUUUUUAACUUUAAAGGCAUGAUUUUGGUCAGGACUUUAAAACAAGAGAUUCAUAUUGCAGGUUUGUGGACCCAAUCCCGUAGAAAUAAUGAUAAGGUUCAAAGUUUGUGAACAGAUGGUUUAAUAGGACGUGAAUGAAACACACUUUAAACUAAUUGGACUCUUCAGUUUCUAGGUUUUACAUUUAUACAUCAGCAAUUACUCUGUGCCCCUCACACUAUUGCGCUUGGUACUGCGUUGGAUUAAGACAUCAACUGGGACAUUAACUUGCUUGAAAGUCUUUGAUAGAUUUUUUUCAGCUGCAGGAUUUUGAGUGGGAUUCAGCCAUUUAAAGUUUACAAUGUAGAGUGCACUGACAAAUUUUACGAGAACAAUUUUGUGGAAAAAAGAUUGUACUUCUGUUUAGUCAAUGAAAACUAACACCACUGUUGACCUAUUGUAAGUAAUUCAAGCCAAGUAUUCAGUUCCUACACAUUGAUGAAAUUACACCCAACCACAAACACUAAUGUUGUGAUUUUAA
Messenger RNA from Periophthalmus magnuspinnatus, 2254 nucleotides. It is a transcript of the gene hand2, whose product is annotated as heart and neural crest derivatives expressed 2. The record is from RefSeq and is a predicted model, not a curated record. The coding region runs from base 412 to 1137 and encodes 241 amino acids. The transcript is spliced from 2 exons. Gene Ontology annotation, molecular function: protein dimerization activity; DNA-binding transcription factor activity, RNA polymerase II-specific; RNA polymerase II transcription regulatory region sequence-specific DNA binding. Gene Ontology annotation, biological process: heart development; regulation of transcription by RNA polymerase II. NCBI's taxonomy places the organism in Eukaryota, Metazoa, Chordata, Actinopteri, Gobiiformes, Gobiidae.